AUGUGGAAAACCAUAACAGAAGCUGUUUUAUACUUGUCUAGGCAAGAGAUUGCAUUUAGGGGGCAUGAUGAAUCUAGUGGCAGCAUGAAUAGAGGAAACUAUAGAGAGAUAAUAGAGGAUGAGAUUGUAAAGGAAAUAGAUUGCUGCACUUUCUUAAGUAUACAGGUUGAUGAGGCAACUGAUGUUUCUACCAAAGAACAAUUGAGUGUAAUUGUUCGAAUGGACAAAGGGGAAAGUGUCAUUGUAAGACAGCUUGGGUUUGUUGAUGUUAGUUGUGAUAGGACUGCAACUGCUAUAUCAUCAGUGGUUAGGGGUAAGUUAAGUCAAUAUAAUAAUGUGAAAGAGAAAUUUAUUGGACAGACUUAUGAUGGUGCAUCUGUUAUGUCUGGUCAUCUCAAUGGUGUUCAAGCUCAAGUUCAGCAGGAUUAUCCUUAUGCUCAAUUUGUUCACUGUGCUGCCCAUAGACUAAAUUUAGUAUUAUGUCAAGCUGCAUCCUCCAUUUCACCUACAUCUGAAAAUCUUACUGAUAAUCCAAUAGGUUGGGAUGAUGAAACGUUAAAGAAUCUUAAGCAGUCAUCCAUACGUUAUUCUAUUUUGCAAGACAAGGACACUGACUUUCAUUAUGGAGUGAGUAGGGUUGAGAGAUUCAAGGCCUUUGUUGCUUCUCUGAGAAAUGAUACAGAAUAUUGUCAGGUGUACGACCUGACUGUUAAGAAAGUGGGACCACCAGUAACCAGUAUUCCAGAAGUUGUAAAGUUGUUAAAGAUAAAUGGGGUUUUGUUAAUUACAAGUGCUUCAGUUGAGAGGUCAUUUUCUUGUUUGAAGAGGGUAAAAAAUUAUCUUAGAAAUACUAUGAGCCAAGGACGUUUUAGUUCUCUUUGCAGGAUUUCCAUUCACAAAGACAUACUCUCAGAGAAAGAAGACGCCAACACAUUGCAUGAUGAGGUAGUAAAGAAGUUCAUUGAAAAACCAGGAAGACUUGCUUUCUUAUAA
This is a messenger RNA of Xenia sp. Carnegie-2017, 993 nucleotides long. RefSeq names its product zinc finger MYM-type protein 1-like. The transcript has 5 exons. The record is from RefSeq and is a predicted model, not a curated record. Lineage: Eukaryota; Metazoa; Cnidaria; Anthozoa; Malacalcyonacea; Xeniidae. The coding region runs from base 1 to 993 and encodes 330 amino acids.